Molecule: messenger RNA, 2348 nt
Organism: Acanthoscelides obtectus
Lineage: Eukaryota; Metazoa; Arthropoda; Insecta; Coleoptera; Chrysomelidae
Source: the annotation of a GenBank genome assembly
UGUAGGCAUCCCCGUUCUCAGCAACAUCAAAGUUGGUUACAACCUCAUGGACCACAUAGCAGUUGGAGGACUUACGUUCAUAAUAAACCAACCUUUCUCUUUGAGGACAGAGAAAAUCAUAAACAAGGAGAAACUGGACAUGUACUUCAACCAUCACAAAGGACCGCUGUCUAUACCAGGAGGAUGUGAAGUCCUUGUCUUCCAUGACUUCAAAGACCCACAAAAUCCUGACGGCUAUCCGGAUAUAGAACUGCUCUACCAAGGAGGAUCUCUUGUUUCCGAACCCACACUGAAGAAAGAUUUUGGUAUACUUGAUGGUAUCUACGACAAGGUUUACAAGAUGGUUGAAGACGCAGAAACGUUCAUGGUCCUGCCCAUGUUGAUGAGACCAAAAAGUAAAGGCAAACUGCUACUGAGAGACUCCAACUACAAAUCCAAGCCGAAGAUAUUCCCUAACUAUUUCGCGUAUAAGGAAGACAUGGAGACUAUGAUGAAAGGAAUCAACUUGGCACUGAACAUAUCUGCACAGCCGGCUUUGCAAGCAUUAGGUGCCAAGCUCCACAGUAAACCGAUCCCGCAAUGCUCGAAUCACACCUUCGGCAGCGACGCCUACUUCGAGUGCAUGGCCAGGUACUUCACGUUCACCAUCUACCAUCAGAGCGGCACCUGCAAAAUGGGGCCGAAAUCCGACAAGAAGGCCGUCGUAGACCCCCGUCUCAGAGUAUACGGCAUCGAAAGGCUCAGAGUCAUCGACGCAUCGAUCAUUCCUGAGAUACCAGCUGCCCAUACCAAUGCUCCCGUGUACAUGAUCGCCGAGAAGGGAGCUGAUAUGAUCAAGCAUGACUGGGGAUAUCAUACGCAUACGUAACGGGAACAGGAACGUUGUAUACCUGUGAUAUUACUAUUUAAGUGUACAGACCUAGUGUGUAAAACGAUUAUUUAAUAAGUAUUUAUGGAAUUUAACUUACUAAAUAAAGAAUGCGUCCUUCUGUAUAUGUACAUAAAUUAUCCUAAAGAGCGUUAUCAUUGCUGGUUUUGUUCCUCUCAUGAAGCUCUUUCAUUUGAUACAUACAGUAAUGGACAAAAGUAAAUAGACAAAUAUGAAUAUUUACCUAAAUACCUUUAGAAAACGAAUUCAUACUUCAUUGCUCCAUAAACAAAUGCGUUAUUAGUAGAAAAACUAAAUUCCUUGAUUUUACAUUAUCUGCAAUGAACACAAUACAAGUCUGAAAUAAGCACUUUUUUAGGAGGGACAAAAAUAUGUAGACAAAUUCUUUUCAACAUUAGUUUAGUACAGUUUCAUGUCAGAAGAGGAUUAGUUUGUGUUCACCAAGUAUUGUGGAAUAAGUUCAGUGAUUUUAAGACCAUGCCGUGUGGUCCAGAAAUUUUUUUCGAUGUGAAAACUAAGAUCAUUGAGUUAUACAACGAUGGUCAACGUCAAGUCGACAUUGCCAAAAAUUUGAAGCUGGAGCGUAAAGCAGUUUGGGCAAUAUUGAACAAAUAUAAACAAAAAGGUAUGUUGGAAGCCUCUAAGAGAAGUGGUUGGCCUAGAAAACUAAAUGCUAGAUCAGUUAGAUUAAUAAAAGUAAUUUCGUCCAAAGAUCCGUUUAAAACCCCAAGACAAAUAAAAACCGAAAUCGAGACAAAAGGAAUUGUCAGUGCUUCUACGAAAACUAUAAGUAGAAUGCCCACUGUCAAACAUGGAGGCGGGUCUGUUAUGGUUUGGAGGUGCUUUUCGGGGUUUGGGAAGGGACCUUUACAUAGAAUAGAUGUCAUUAUGGAUAAGUUUGUAUACACAGACAUACUAAAACUAAAGCAUGUCAUGUUACCCUAUAUGGAAGACAAUAUGCCCUUAAGAUCAAUCUUCCAGCAAGCUAAUGACCCGAAGCACACUUCAAAUCUCGCAAAGAAAUUCUUUCUGGAUGAAAAAAUACCAGUUCUCAAAUGGCCUUCACAGUCUCCCGAAACAAACCCCAUUGAAAAUCUAUGGGAAUACUUAGAUAAGCAAAUAUAAGAUAAAAAUUAUUCAAACACGGAUGAACUUUUUGCCGCUUUAGAGCAAAAGUGGAGACAGAUUGAUGAAUCUUAUAUCAAGAAACUUCUACAAUCUAUGCCGAGACGAUGCCAGGCGGUGAUUGAUAAUAAUGGUUAUGCAACAAAAUAUCAACACAAACAUGGUUGGUUUUCUAUAAUUCGAUGAACUUUGCUUCUUUUUCCUAUAAUUGUUUUGCUUUGUCUAUAUAUUUUUGUCCUUCACGUUCCAGUUUUUUUCAAUUAAUUUUUUAUUGAUUGCUAUAACGAAUUAUGUAUACAGGUUGGUGUAUUAAUAAAAGAAGUUAAAAAAGAAA